Messenger RNA from Neurospora tetrasperma FGSC 2508, 1446 nucleotides. RefSeq lists its product as uncharacterized. The transcript has 8 exons. The record is from RefSeq and is a predicted model, not a curated record. Bases 1 to 1446 code for a protein of 481 amino acids. Lineage: Eukaryota; Fungi; Ascomycota; Sordariomycetes; Sordariales; Sordariaceae.
AUGGCGAUGAAGGUGUCGCUGCUGGAGCUGUCUCCGAGCACGCUUGAUGAGCCUGUCCCAACUGGUUGUGUCCCGGUGGCAGUCCCAGAACUGGACAAUGUUCCAUUGGGGAAGGGGAAUGGAACAGAUGAGAUGGAUGAUGCACUUGACAAUGGACUCGAAAUUCCCGAGCUAGUCACUGAUGUAGGCGACCCAUUGCCAAGCUAUAGGAACAAAGCUGCCGAGGUUGGUGCUUCACUAAUUGGGCUUGUUCCUGUACCAGUAGGGCCUGGUAAGGCUGAUGUUGAGUUAGUUAAGGGGAAUGGGACAUUUGAAGCUCCAGGACUGCUGGUAGAUGGCAGGCCGCUCAAAGGUCCAGUACCAAGAGGGGCAUUGCUGUUUGAGAAGGCACUUGUAGGUAAGUCAGUGCUCGAAGAUGACGCACCGCCGGUUGCUGAAGGUCCUGUAGCACCAGGAAGUGUCAUGGUAGAGUUAGGGAAGGGAUAUGGCCCUGAUGAGUUACCCGGUGUCAUUGAGCUCAGAGGUACAGCAGAAGCGCCAGUACCAAGAGCUGUAGAGCCACCCGUGGGGCCUGCUUCUGAGGUUGUUGCACCACUUAUCACGGACGGUCCGGUUCCCAGAGGAGCCGUACUUGCGCCGGACCCAGACACAAGGGUUGUGCUAUUUGGCAAAGUAUAUGGGACGCUGGGCGCACCGGUUUGUGUAGAAAGGGGAAUAGGCAUUGAGCUUGACACGGGCGAUAUGGAACCGGAAGAAACUGCUCCUGGUGACAGGGUGCCUGUUCCGGUAGACGGCACUGUACUGUUUGUGAGUGGGAAGGGAACCGAUGGGAAGCCAGGAGUAGAGGUUGGCAGCGCCGAGCCGAUUGGGCCUCCAGUUCCUGAAGACCCUGGCAACAUCGAAGAGCCUGAACCAAAACCAGCUCCGGUGGAACUGGGGUUAAUCUCAGAUGAGUUGGAUAUCGGAAUCGGUACUGAAAGAGAUGACUCUUGGGAAGUGACUGAUCCCGUUGUGCUUGACCCAGUUGGACCCGUAAGAGGUGCAGACAAGUUCGUGACAGGAAAAGGGGCCGAGGAUGAUCCUGAUGGUAAGAUGCUCCCGGACACAGGGGGCGUGAAGCCAGUGCUAGGUGCGCUCGUGAGAUUGGAACCGGUGCUCGGUAGUGUAGUUCCAUCGUACGAACUCAACGAUGUUGUCACAGAAGCACUUGUGCCGGAGGGCGGUGGUAACGUUCCGGAUAGUGGUAAGCUCGAACUUGAAUUUGCUGUAAGGAAUGGCGGAGAGCUAGAGCCCGAGGGCAAGGUGCUACUGCUAGAAGGGCCAGUAGCUGUGCUACUAGCUGAAAUUGGGAAAGGAGCUGAUAUCCCCGACAAGCUCGAUGAAGAGUUCGGGAGACCUGAACCACCAGAUGCUGAGGAAGACGUUGCCGCAGGCGUAGGAGUAUAA